ACGUAUACCACGUGUGGUGCGCUGGUGUUUGGGCGCUUGAAGUUAACGGGGUGACUGCAAGUCCCUCUUCCCAGCGCCGCUGCAGGUCUCACUGCUGAUUCUGGUUUAUGCUGCUGCUGUUCUUGGGGAAGUGCUGUUUUUAUUUUAUCCUGGCGCUGCUAAAAAGUGAGAGAGCAUCGCAGUUGCGUCUAAAGACCAGUCUUCAAUCACUGGAAAUCCCUCCUCCGUCGAUCACCCCCCCAAAAAAAAAAACCCAAAGAGAACCGUCGAUGUGAUGCUCGGAAGAUUGGGGAUUUGCGAGAAGCGUUUGAAAGUCGUCAUCUCUCAUAUUCUCUUUUCUUGACUGGCGAUCCUUUCAUAAUCAUCAUCAUCACCAUAUCAUCAUGGCAUGGGAAGUGCUUCUAUGGCUAUUUUCUUUCCUCGCCACCAUCAUUCUUCUUGCAUUGGCCAUAUAUCAGCUUAUUUGCUUGUCAGAUUUGGAAUUUGACUACAUCAACCCAUAUGAUUCAUCAUCUCGUAUUAAUUCUGUGGUCAUGCCAGAGUUUCUGACUCAAGGAACACUAUGUGCUAUGUACCUCCUUACAGGGCACUGGUUUGUGUUUUUGAUAACGGCACCCAUAACUUACUAUCAUGUAAGAUUAUAUAUGCAAAGGAAGCAUUUAAUAGAUGUAACUGAGAUAUUUAGUUUACUUAAUGGCGAGAAGAAGUUACGAAUGAUCAAGAUUGGUUUCUAUUUGGUUCUCUUCUUUAUUGUUCUUUACAGGCUGGUGGCGACUGCCGUCAUGUCACUUAUUGAUGACGAUGAUUCCCUGGAAUCUAGGAUGUUCUGAACCCCCCUCACUCAAUUGUCAGCACGCCCUUGCCAUUGUUCCCCGCCCGUGCUUUCUGCUUUUAGCUAUGCUUGAAGCUUGAUUGUUAUACGUUUACAUAUAUCGAAGUGUUCUUUUUGUUUAAUAGUUAGUUAUUGCUAAACUUCUAGUGUCGAAAUUCAUAGCGGAUUUAUAGCUUGCCAUUCUGGUGACUCAUCUUGGUUUUUGAUCAAAUUACCCAUGCAAUCCUUUUGGUUUGAAAAGCCACUGCGUUUGUUCAGUGGAACCGUGUUUGAUUGGCAAGCAGCAGCUGCAUCCACCACGCAAAGGGUUUGAAAUGGGGGGCAGGCGGAUUCCAGUGAAAGCAUCUCUUGUACCAACCGUAUCAUGUAUGGAAUUUGUUUGUUAUUUCUUCAUCAGAAAAGUAAAUAUUUUUCUUCUUCUUC
Magnolia sinica is the source of this 1255-nucleotide messenger RNA. Its product is annotated as protein cornichon homolog 2-like. Gene Ontology annotation, biological process: vesicle-mediated transport. NCBI's taxonomy places the organism in Eukaryota, Viridiplantae, Streptophyta, Magnoliopsida, Magnoliales, Magnoliaceae. The coding region runs from base 384 to 830 and encodes 148 amino acids. The transcript has 4 exons. The record is from RefSeq and is a predicted model, not a curated record.